Messenger RNA from Apaloderma vittatum (bar-tailed trogon), 610 nucleotides. It is a transcript of the gene IL18, whose product is annotated as interleukin 18. The transcript is spliced from 5 exons. Bases 4 to 579 code for a protein of 191 amino acids. NCBI's taxonomy places the organism in Eukaryota, Metazoa, Chordata, Aves, Trogoniformes, Trogonidae. The record is from RefSeq and is a predicted model, not a curated record. Gene Ontology annotation, molecular function: cytokine activity. Gene Ontology annotation, biological process: immune response; inflammatory response.
AAGAUGAGUGAUGAAGAGAUUCUCGUGUGUGCGGUAAAAUUUGGAGAAAAUUUCUGCCUCUAUUUUGAAGAUGAUGAUGGGCUGGAAUGUGAUGCCUUUUGUAGGGAGAAAGUUCUGCACCGAGUUCUUCGAAAUGUGAACAGCCAGUUGCUUGUGGUUCGCCCAGAUUUAAACAUGGCAGCUUUUGAAGAUGUGACUGAUGAGGAGCUGAAAUCUGGCAGUGGAAUGCACUUCAACAUUCAUUAUUACAAAACUACCACACCUUCAGCAGGGAUGCCUGUUGCAUUCAGCAUCCAGGUAGAAGAUAAAAGUUAUUACAUGUGUUGUGAGAAAGAAUGUGGAAAAAUGAUAGUUCGAUUUAGGGAAGGAGAACCUCCCAAAGAAAUUCCUGGUGAAAGUAAUGUAAUCUUUUUCAAAAAGAUGUUUACAUCUUGUAGCUCCAGAGCAUUUAAGUUUGAAUACUCGCUAGAACAAGGAAUGUUCUUGGCCUUUGAGAAAGAAGGCUGCUUAAGAAAAUUAAUUCUGAAGAAACUGCCAAGAGAAGAUGAAGUGGAUGAAACCAUAAAGAUAACUUUCUAACUUCAGUCAGAAUGGAAUUUGCAACCUAUGA